UCGCCAUAUACCGAGCGUGAUCACUUGUUGAACCUCAAGACUCUGGAUCCCGAAAAUGCACUACUGGCCCGGGCACUGGUGCAGAUGGACAACGUGCGAGCCGACUAUGCCACCGCGUCGUAUCUUGAGUCGUUCAACUGGGUCGAAGUUAUGGAGGGCCUCAGACGGCUGGCGAGAGAAGAAGGACACCACUUCAGGGAGACUUCGUUCUACAUCGUCGUCUUUCGGUCGCAGAUUCCGCCGACGACCGCAUAUGAAGACUUGGGCGCCCUGGACAAGGUGGCUCAUGCGGAAGCGACGGCUGCAGGGGGCUUCCUCAAAUACUGGUUUGGAUCGCCCGAUGCCGAGGGCAGGAAUUUGGCCACCUGUCUCUGGCGGUCGCGGGACGAUGCUCGCCGAGGAAACAUGGGACCAGGACAUCGCAAGGCUGCUAUGGCGACAAGGUCCCUCUACUCGAACUGGCAGAUCGACAGGCACCGGCUGACGAUUGGUGACGGCGUUCAGAGCUGGGAGUUU
Microdochium trichocladiopsis is the source of this 516-nucleotide messenger RNA. RefSeq lists its product as uncharacterized. The record is from RefSeq and is a predicted model, not a curated record. The transcript is spliced from 2 exons. Lineage: Eukaryota; Fungi; Ascomycota; Sordariomycetes; Xylariales; Microdochiaceae. The annotation marks the transcript as partial.